CCAUUUUAUGAAAAAGUGAGUGUAAUUUAGUCGUGUCGCGUGAACUAAAGAAAAAACAGCAAAAGGUCUUGUUGAAAGUCUAGUAGCUAUAAAAGUGAAAUUCCAGAAAUCUGCUAAUUCAAAUGAAAUAAAUUUCCUUAAUAUAAAGCAGUAUUAAAUAAAUGUUAUUGCGUAAGGGACGGCGAACAUUGAUAAUUUAAAAAUACAAAAAAUUCAGACAAAAUGUGUUAAUUGAUUGGCACGGAAGUGAUGAAUUUGGGAAUUAAUAUAAAAUAAAAUAAAAAAAGAAGGAACAUCUAAUUUUUUCUACAUACAGAAAAUCGAUUGGAAAUAAGUUUGCCUAACCUUUAAGAUUUCAUCAUCAUUUCUCGAUGGUGAAAAAUCGAGCAUAGCAUAGCAACAUAACGCGAAAAGUGAAAACGGACGGAAAAGAAUUGUUUCGAAAGAAAUAGAAAAAAAAAGUACACAAAAAUAACUUUGAAAGUUGUGAGAAGAAAAUGUUUAACAACAGAACACGCAUUUCUAAAAUAGACAGAAAAUCAAUACGAAGUCAAUGGAAGAUUGAAAACUUCUCAGCCGCUUCGCAUAAAAAUACUGAAAAUUUUAGUUUAACUAAAGAAAUUUGUGUUAAAAAUAAAGACUAUCUUUGAUUUGUAGUAAAUCUUUAUUAAAACAACCAUAAAAUACCAAAGAUAAAGAGAGAGAGAAAGAGAGAAAAAAAUUGUAUGCUAAGUAGUUCAAUAUUUAUUCAACCCAAAAAUAAAAUAAAAAAAAAACCCCGCAACGGUCGUAUUAUACCUCACCACUAAGUUAUGCAUACAUACAAAACUAAAACACUGUGUAUGUCGAGCAAAAGGUUUUUAAUAUAAGCAACUGCACAAAAACAACAGCUAAUAAAUGAACUAUGCCACAACAACAACAUCAGCAUAAGCAAUGCCUUAGUUGCAAAUAUUUAUGAUAGAAAAAUAACAGUAAUACAAAAAACUAAGUAAAGAAAAACUCUUAAAAAAGAAAAAAAAAGCAAAGAAAGAACUCAGAAAAGUCCAGAGCUGUGCAAAUUAAGCAAUCGUAAAAGUUUCCCAAAAACGAAAUAAAGUUCCUUCUUGUGAUACACACAUCAAUAAACCCGACAGUAGUUUAUAACGCUUUCAUAAAAGGUCGUCAAAAUGUCCGCUAUGAGUUCGACGAAAUCGGCAAAGGUUUCCAGCAGCAAACUGAGUUUAAUAUCUCAUAUCAAAUAUGAGCAUUUAGUGGCAGGCAUUUCGGGUGGAGUCACUUCCACAUUAAUUUUGCAUCCUUUGGAUUUAAUUAAAAUUCGAUUUGCUGUUAAUGAUGGCCGCACUACUACCAUACCGCAAUAUCGUGGUUUGGGCAGCGCAUUUACCACCAUAUUCCGUCAGGAGGGAUUUCGCGGCUUAUAUAAAGGUGUCACACCAAAUGUUUGGGGUUCCGGUUCGUCGUGGGGUCUCUAUUUUAUGUUCUACAACACGAUCAAGACUUUCAUUCAAGGUGGGAAUACGGCAUUGCCAUUGGGACCGGCUAUGCAUAUGUUAGCCGCCGCUGAAGCCGGUGCUCUAACAUUAGUAUUCACAAAUCCUUUAUGGGUGGUCAAGACACGUUUGUGUUUACAAUACGAUGCGGCUGACAGCAAAACAGUCAAAUAUAACGGCAUGCUGCACGGUCUAACACACAUUUACAAAGAGGAAGGCAUAAGAGGCUUAUAUAAGGGUUUCAUUCCGGGCAUGCUUGGUGUCUCACAUGGUGCCAUACAAUUCAUGACAUACGAAGAAUUGAAAAAUUUUUACAAUGAAUAUCGUAAAUUGCCAAUCGACACUAGACUGGCCACUACUGAGUAUUUGACAUUCGCUGCUAUAUCAAAAUUAAUAGCUGCGGCCGCAACAUAUCCAUAUCAGGUGGUAAGAGCGCGUCUACAGGAUCAUCAUCACAAUUACAAUGGAAGUUGGGAUUGUAUUAAACAAAUAUGGAGGCACGAGAGAGGAAGAGGUUUUUAUAAGGGUUUGCAGCCUAGUUUGGUGCGUGUUGUGCCGGCCACCAUGCUCACUAUAUUAACAUAUGAAAAGGUCUCAUAUUUGCUAUUGCAACGUUCUCAGCUGAUGACGACCAACCAAAAGCGUAGUAGUUAAGCGUGUUCUUCUAAUCGCUUUAGUUUUUUCACCUUUGUAUUUAUGUAUAUGUUAUAGGCACGUACAUUCGAUUAUUAUAUUUCAUAAUUUCUUUGCAGCUUUAUUUUAAUUUAGUACUUAAACUUUAGUUAAACUUAUGUCUGCGUCACCAAAGUGGAAACAAAGAUUGCGAACAAAAUUCCUUUCAUUUUUUUAGUACCUAAGUUGAAAUCUUUAUUUUUUACAACUGGAUUUUUUUCAGAUUAUUUGAAAA
Molecule: messenger RNA, 2397 nt
Organism: Glossina fuscipes
Lineage: Eukaryota; Metazoa; Arthropoda; Insecta; Diptera; Glossinidae
Product: mitochondrial folate transporter/carrier
Exons: 6
Coding region: 1167-2144 (325 amino acids)
Biological process (GO): folate import into mitochondrion; nucleotide transport
Cellular component (GO): mitochondrion
Molecular function (GO): FAD transmembrane transporter activity; folic acid transmembrane transporter activity
Source: RefSeq, a predicted model, not a curated record